AUGGGCCGGCCAGCCCUCCACGCGGCGGCUGCGUCCCCCGACGCGCAAGCACCACGCCCUGACCGAAAAUUCGAAGCCCGGGCGUUCCCGACAACGCUCAUCGUCGCCGCCGCCCUGCUCGGCGGCGCGUCGUACCAUCUCUUCGCACCGGCCGGCCGGCCCGCCACUCUCAACCAGGACACCUUCGUCCCGUACGCAAUCACCGGCCGCGACGUGAUAUCCCCCGCGUCCGUGCUGCUGACGGUCCGCCCGCGCCGGCGCGACACCGCCCCGCCGUACCUGACGCCCGGGCCGGAGGCGCGGUGGAAGCACGCCCUCUGGUCCGUCGAGUUCAAGCAGCCCGAGUUGCAGAUCGCGCGGCACUACACGCCGCUGCCGGCGCGGGACGGCCACGACGACGACGACGACGACGACGACGCCCGGGCGGGCACGCUGCGCUUCUACGUGCGCGCCGUGGCGGGGGGCGAAAUGUCCAGCUACCUCGGGCGCCUGCCCGUGGGCAGCGACGUGCACCUGCGGGGGCCGCACGCCGGGUUCGACGUGCUGCGCAGGCUGGGCGCGCGGCGCCGCGUCGUCUUCCUGGCGGGGGGGACGGGCAUCGUCCCGGGCAUGCAGGUCGCCCGGGCGGUGCUGGACGCCGACGCCGGCGCCGACGUCCAGAUCCUGUGGGCGGUCCGGUCGGCCGGCGAGGUGCGCGCCGCGGCGGGGGCAGGAGAAGACGCUGCGGCGCCGUGGCCGCCGCGGCGCGGGUUCUGGGGCGGCGCCGCGCGGCCCGCGGACCUGACGCCCGGCAUGGAGGGCGCGACCGCCAUAGCCGCGGAGCUGCAGGCCCUCCAGGCCAGGUACGGCGACCGGCUCGCCGUCCGGGUGGCGGUGGAUGAGCUCCGCACCCGCUUCACCGCCGGGGAUGUGCAGAGCGCCGUGGGCCGGGGCGGCAGCACGCCGGCGGCGGGGAGCGGUCGCGCGUGCAAGCUGCACGACCAACUGCUCCACCAGCAGGCGACCGAGCUUGAGCCAGCCGCGAUGCCUUGCCGGUGCGCCCCGGCGUCCAGCCCGGGAAAGAACCUCUUCAUCGUCUCCGGGCCCGAGGGCUUCGUUGCCCACUACGCCGGGCAAAAGAUCUGGCGCGACGGCGUCCUGACCCAGGGUCCGGUCGGCGGCGUGGCUGCCCAGCUGCAGCGCGAGAACGCCUCGUUCGCCAACGACUGGCUGGUGCUGAAACUCUAA
Ustilaginoidea virens is the source of this 1227-nucleotide messenger RNA. RefSeq lists its product as uncharacterized. The transcript has 2 exons. The record is from RefSeq and is a predicted model, not a curated record. Lineage: Eukaryota; Fungi; Ascomycota; Sordariomycetes; Hypocreales; Clavicipitaceae. Gene Ontology annotation, molecular function: oxidoreductase activity. Bases 1 to 1227 code for a protein of 408 amino acids.